AGCUGAUGUUUAUAGGAAUGAGGGUAAUGAGUCCUUCAAGAAAAGAGAUUUCAUCAAUGCUAUUCAUUUUUACACCAAAGGAAUUAAAAUGAACUGCAACAAGAAAGAACUGAAGGCCAAACUGCACAACAACAGGGCUAUUGCACAUUCUAAACUUGGAAAUCACCAGGAUUCACUAAGGGAUGCAGAAGCAGCCAUUGAGUUAAAUCCAACUUUCUUUAAGGCAAUUGUGAGAGGAGCCACUGCUUGUGUUGAAUUGAAGAGAUUUGAAGGAGCAAUCACUUGGUGUGAUAAGGGACUAGCUAUUGACAAAAACAAUAGGAUCUUGUUGUCAUUAAGACUUCAGUCUGUCAGUGAAGUGGGAGAUAAGUCCAUGGAGGAAAAAGAUCCUAUUAGUCAUGACCACGCCAUAGAGUACCUCAACCUAUAUCUUAAAAUAGCUAAAGAAGUAGGAGACAAGCAUGGGGAGGGUAACGCUUAUGGCAAUCUUGGCAAUGCUUAUGACCGUCUGGGUGAUUUCAAAAAAGCCAUAGAGUACCACAACCUACAUCUUAAAAUAGCUAAAGAAGUAGGAGACAAGCAUGGGGAGGGUGGUGCUUAUGGCAAUCUUGGCAAUGCUUAUCACCGUCUGGGUGAUUUCAAAAAAGCCAUAGAGUACCACAACCUACAUCUUAAAAUAGCUAAAGAAGUAGGAGACAAGCAUGGGGAGGGUAACGCUUAUGGCAAUCUUGGCAAUGCUUAUCACCGUCUGGGUGAUUUCAAAAAAGCCAUAGAGUACCACAACCUACAUCUUAAAAUAGCUAAAGAAGUAGGAGACAAGCAUGGGGAGGGUGGUGCUUAUGGCAAUCUUGGCAAUGCUUAUCACCGUCUGGGUGAUUUCAAAAAAGCCAUAGAGUACCACAACCUACAUCUUAAAAUAGCUAAAGAAGUAGGAGACAAGCAUGGGGAGGGUAACGCUUAUGGCAAUCUUGGCAAUGCUUAUCACCGUCUGGGUGAUUUCAAAAAAGCCAUAGAGUACCACAACCUACAUCUUAAAAUAGCUAAAGAAGUAGGAGACAAGCAUGGGGAGGGUAACGCUUAUGGCAAUCUUGGCAAUGCUUAUCACCGUCUGGGUGAUUUCAAAAAAGCCAUAGAGUACCACAACCUACAUCUUAAAAUAGCUAAAGAAGUAGGAGACAAGCAUGGGGAGGGUAACGCUUAUGGCAAUCUUGGCAAUGCUUAUAUUAGUCUGGGUGAUUUCAAAAAAGCCAUAGAGUACCACAACCUACAUCUUAAAAUAGCUAAAGAAGUAGGAGACAAGCAUGGGGAGGGUAACGCUUAUGGCAAUCUUGGCAAUGCUUAUCACCGUCUGGGUGAUUUCAAAAAAGCCAUAGAGUACCACAACCUACAUCUUAAAAUAGCUAAAGAAGUAGGAGACAAGCAUGGGGAGGGUAACGCUUAUGGCAAUCUUGGCAAUGCUUAUGACAGUCUGGGUGAUUUCAAAAAAGCCAUAGAGUAUCACAACGUACAUCUUAAAAUAGCUAAAGAAGUAGGCGACAAGAGAGGGGAGGGUGCUGCUUAUGGCAAUCUUGGCAAUGCGCAUCGGAGUCUGGGUGAUUUCAAAAAAGCCAUAGAGUACCACAACCUACAUCUUAAAAUAGCUAAAGAAGUAGGAGACAAGCAUGGGGAGGGUGUUGCUUAUGGCAAUCUUGGCAAUGCUUAUUUUAGUCUGGGUGAUUUCAAAAAAGCCAUAGAGUACCACAACCUAGAUCUUAAAAUAGCUAAAGAAGUAGGAGACAAAUCCUUGGAGGCAAUGGCCUACUGUUCAUUAGGAUUGGUUUUUGAGUUGCAAGGUGGACUGCCAAAAGCCGUUGAACAUUACCAAGCUAGCAUAAACUUAUUCAAUUCCUUGAGAGUACUUCUAAAAUCUAAAGAUGAGUGGAAAGUUAAUUUUCGAAAUCAGCAUCAAAUGGCGUAUACGGGUUUGUGGAGAGUUCUCGUAGAACAAGGUAAUGUAGAUGAAGCCUUAUUUGUUGCUGAGAAAGGACGAGCUCAAGCUCUGACCGACCUCAUGGAAUCCAGUUUUUGUGGUGGAACAAGUCACCACAAGGGAGAAGAUGAAGAUUGCACAGUUUUAAAAAACGUUCCAUCAAACACUGUCUUUCAGGCAGUGGACAAAGCUAACGUCAAUCUUUGGGUUGUGUCCGAAGGAAAACAAGUUCAGUUAAGACAAAGUAAACUCAAAGGUUUUGUUUCAGAGAAUAGUGGAUCUAGCCAGUCCUUUGAGUCGUUCAUGCUCGGUGUCUAUACACAACUUGGUGUUCGUUCUAAUGUGAGAUGCGAGAAUCGAUCUUUAGAUGCUUUGAGGGAGGGCCGUUCAAAAGUGGAUGAGAAAACCAAAGAAGCCAACCCUCAACCUCACAUCCAACAAGACGGAUGCUUGAGCACUUUGUAUGAUAUCGUUAUGAAGCCGGUGGCUGACUUGAUUGAAGGGGAUGAGCUACUCAUUAUUCCUGAUGGACCCCUGUGGAUCGCUCCUUACGCUGCAUUGAAGGAUGGUAAUUCUAAAUACCUGUGUGAAUCGUUCACAAUCCGAGUCGCUCCAUCGUUAGCAAGUCUUAGACUCAUUGCCGAUUGCCCAGAUGAUUAUCACAAAAGCAGUGGUGCGUUACUUGUAGGAGAUCCGUGGGUAUCCGAGGUUACUAACAGCGAGGGAGAGAAAGUCCUCGAGCAGCUUCCGUGUGCUAAAGAAGAAGUAGAAAUGAUCGGAAAAAUUCUGAAUAUCACGCCAAUCACUGGCAGACAGGCCACGAAACGUGAGGUGUUGAAAAGACUCAGUUCCGUUUCCUUAGUUCACUUUGCGGCACACGGAUGUAUGGAAACUGGCGAAAUUGCUCUUACACCUAACCCAGACCGAAUAUCUACUGUGCCAACGGAGGAGGAUUACAUUUUAACAAUUGGAGAUGUGUUGAAUGUUCAACUUCGCGCCAAACUUGUUGUGCUUAGUUGCUGCCACAGUGGUCGGGGCGAGAUCAAGGCUGAAGGUGUGGUUGGCAUUGCGCGCGCUUUUAUGGGGGCUGGUGCUCGGUCUGUUGUGGUGUCCCUGUGGGCGAUUGAUGACGAGGCUACUCUCGAGUUCAUGAAAUGCUUUUAUCAACACCUUGCAGAAGGUAAACCUGCAAGCGAGUCACUGAACCUGGCCAUGAAAAGCCUCAGAGAAUCAGACAAGUUCUGCGACAUCAAACACUGGGCGCCCUUUUUGCUGAUUGGAGAUGACGUCACUCUUAACUUCAUGGCAAAGGGAAGAGAAAAUUUAAAUGUAAAAUCACAUAAAUGAAAAUUGUCUUUUUUUCUCAUCCCAAAAAAAACGACGUAGGAACUUGGACAGCUUAAAUGUUUCUCUAUUUUGAGAAUUUUUAACUAUUUUUCAUUGCAUUUUACUUUUUUGUUAAAUGGAACUUGAGAUGUGUAACUCUACCUUGAUGAAGAAAUAAAAACAGUCUAUUUCAAAUGUUUUGAUCAGUGGAAUUGUCUUUUCAGUUACCUUUAAAAUUUAACUGCUUACAAAGAGAACGAAAUGUAACAAGGCUUCUCUUAUGAAUGCCUACAGUAGUUGAAGGAGAUUACGAGGUUUUUGUUUUCGUCAAAAUGACACUCAGCUCUAUUCCUGUAUUACAAUCAGUUGUAUGGAAAACAAUUUAAAGGUUUUUUUUUCUUUUACAUAACCAGGAGCUUGUUCACUGGGUUUUAAUUACCUUUAUACUCUAAGCGUUUGAUAAGCAAAGAAACAGUUCGUCAUUUGCAAAAGUUGGCCAAAUUGUUAUUUCCAAAAGUUUGAUUUGCAAAAUUUGCAGCAAUAUGUUAAUAAAACUUGGGUGAUUUCUCUACAUCAUAAAUUACUUUGUUACAAUUUGAGAUUAUCUUCAUAAGAGAAAUUGACUAAUAUUUUUUUCAAUCUAUUCUAAUGCAAUCUAAUUUUAUCAGAGCCAAGAUUGCCAUUCUAAGCUUAAUUUGAAGAAGUAAACAUCACACAUAAUGUUAUUGAAUUUACUGACCAUAUGUUACCGACAUUAGACCGACUUUUAGAGGUGUAGCCAGCUUCUAGUCCCGUAGGCCCGGCAUACAAUUGUAUUCCGCCCGCUUCGCUUUUAUGAUAUGACUCUUGCAAAUGUUGAAACAAAAAUUGAACUUUCUUAAGGAACAGGCCUAUAACAAGUCAAAAGCUGGCUACAACCUUGUUAUUAAUCGAACGAGUUUCGUCAGUUCUAGUUCGUUUUAUCAAACACUUAUCUUUUCGUUUUAAAGAACUACGGCGAUAGGUUAAAAAUUGUCCAUGUAAUCUAAACAAGGAAACAGCGAAGCAGAGUUCACUGUAACUGAAGUUUCCAUAGCUGUGACUUCUAAUGUAUGUGCUAUGGAAUUUGCUGUUUCUUGUAAGAAAAUAUUAACGCUAAUUAAUUGGAGAAGCAGAUGAAUUAAGCCAUGUAGUCAAUAAUGGGGAUUUUUUUUGGUUAAAAGGUUCAUGAACAAAAAUGUAAAUCUAGUCCUUAGUUGGAAAGGUUCAGCACUUUAGGAUAAAACUUUCAAUUUUUGAAAAUUCCUUGUU
Messenger RNA from Pocillopora verrucosa, 4585 nucleotides. The record is from RefSeq and is a predicted model, not a curated record. Lineage: Eukaryota; Metazoa; Cnidaria; Anthozoa; Scleractinia; Pocilloporidae.